CACCCCCCGAGGAAACCAUCCCAAGCUAGCUAGCUAGCAGCAGCAAAAUAUACUAUAUCAUCAUCAAUUAAUUAAGCUAGUACAAUUAAGAAGUAGCUAAGUAGUCCAAUACGAUGGGCGGCGGCAAGAAUAAGGUGCAGGUUUGUGCGGUGUUCGUCGUUGCUCUGAAUAUGGUCAUCUCCAUGCAGAUGGGUGCAGUGCAGGCAUGCGAGCCCUACUGCCCCACCCCGACGCCGCCGGUGACGCCGCCUCCGUCGCCGCCGUCGGGUGGAGGGAAUAAGUGCCCGAUCGACGCGCUGAAGCUGGGCGUGUGCGCCAACGUGCUCAACCUGCUCAAGCUCAAGGUGGGGGUGCCGGCGAGCGAGGAGUGCUGCCCGCUGCUGGGGGGGCUCGUCGACCUCGACGCCGCCGUCUGCCUCUGCACCGCCAUCAAGGCCAACGUCCUCGGCAUCAACAUCAACGUCCCCGUCGACCUCGUCCUCCUCCUCAACUACUGCCACAAGACCUGCCCUUCCGACUUCUCCUGCCCACUCAUCUGAUUCUUAAUCUUCAUUACCACCACAACCCUAGCUACCUAAUUAAGGCUUAAGCUUUGCAUGGCUUAGUCUGUGUGUUGCAGUUGUGUCAUACAUAUAUACUUAUCUCGAUCUAUCAGUGUGAUUAUUGAUGAUCAGAUCGAUCAUCUAAUAUAUGUAUCUUGUUAUUUUAAUGCGUACUGUCAAAUAAAAGUUUCCUCCAGUGUACGUACGUUCUAUCUA
Molecule: messenger RNA, 758 nt
Organism: Oryza sativa Japonica Group (Japanese rice)
Lineage: Eukaryota; Viridiplantae; Streptophyta; Magnoliopsida; Poales; Poaceae
Product: cortical cell-delineating protein
Source: RefSeq, a predicted model, not a curated record